CGCUCUGAUUUUGAGAUAUCGGCUUUGCUUUCCCUUUUGUUUUCUUUAUACCUCCAACCCCUCCCUUCUUCUUUUUCGCAAUGUCCGUUUGACAAAAGGGAAAUGCAGCGAGGGCGACGUCUUUGUUUGAAUUCACGAGCAGGGAAUCAGGACCCACGAAUAAAAACAAAGAAAGAGAGAGAGAAAGAGAGAGACAGAAAAAGAGAAGAAGAGAAUUCGCCCACUGUCGAUGUUGGGUUCUCAGGAAACUCUUGCUUCACUUGCAAGUGACGGUGGCUGCGCGAUAGCAAGUCUCAAGGUCUCUAACGGCGGCCCCUCUUCGCCGAUUCAAUUCUUUUUUAACCACUCAACUGAUCUUGGGAUCUGAUAUUGAGUGGAGCGCCAUUUGAUCGUUGUUGCUGGCUUGUUGCUUCGCUUGCAAGCGCCGUAUUCUUGGCGGGGGGUUUUCUGUCUCGUGGGUCUUUGUGUUUUGGGACGCGCGGGUUGAGGCAAGCUUCUUUCAGAGGGUUUAUUAUUUUAACUGUGCUCCGAAGAGAGGUUUUAGCUGCUUCUGGUGCUAAUUUACAUUCAGUGCCAUUGCUUCUGUGGUUCCUGAGGCACUUGCUGAGCACCCAAAAAAGAGGAAGAGCAAGUCCAGUCUGAGGAUUUGUUGUCGGAUGAGCAUUGGCGGAAGCAGGUGAUGCUCUCGCUGUUUCAAUUUGUCUGUGAGAUGCAAUUCGGCAUGUGGAUGUGCAAGUUUCUCCGUAAGAGUUGAUGGGAGUGUUGGCCUUGAUUUGAGCUCAAGAUCCGAGUUGAAUAAUAAUAAUAAUGCUGCUGCAGCUUUUUCCAGGGAUUUUCCAGAAAUGGGUCUUCCUGGCCUUCUCUUUGUGUUCAUUUCUAUGUCUGAAAACCCCAGCACAAUCUUGUGAUCCAAAUGAUCAUUUGGCAUUGAAGGAAUUCGCCGGUAACCUCACCGACGGGUUAAUUAUUGCUGCUUGGUCCAAUGAUCUUGUUUGCUGUAAGUGGGAUGGCGUUUCCUGCGAGUAUUUAAGUAACUCAUCAACUCCCUUCAGAGUUACUAAGUUGAUUCUGUCGGACCGAGGCCUCAAAGGCUUUGUUUCUCGCUCCUUGGGCCGUUUGAGUGAGCUGAAAUUGCUUGAUCUCUCGCACAAUUAUCUCAAAGGUGAUUUGCCUGCCGAACUUUCGCUCUUGAAGAGGUUGAAGUUUGUUGAUUUGAGCCAUAAUAUGUUGUCAGGACCAGCUUGGGGAGCAUUAUCUGGUAUUUCAUCCAUCCAAUCUCUGAAUAUUUCCAGCAAUCAGUUCACUGGGGAUUUGCUCCAGCUUGGGAAUUAUCCUAAUCUUCUUGUGUUCAAUAUUAGUAACAAUUCUUUCUCAGGAAGCUUCAAUUAUCAUGUCUGCGUUUCAUCUAAUAGUAUUCGUGCCCUUGAUUUAUCGAUGAACCAUUUGGUGGGGGGUCUCGAUGGCUUGGAGAAAUGCGGGCUCUCUCUUCAGCAGCUACAUCUGGAUACUAAUUCCCUUUCUGGCCAUCUCCCAGAAUCUUUGUAUAGUAUGUCAUCUCUGGAGCAACUCUCCAUAUCUGGGAACAACUUCUCUGGCUCAUUGAGCGCAAACUUAAGCAAUCUUUCUAGCCUCAAAGCCUUGAUUGUAUGUGGGAAUCGGUUCUCGGGCCCUUUUCCUGAUGUUUUUGGAAACCUUAAGCAGUUAGAACGGUUAAUUGCGCAUUCAAAUUCAUUCUCAGGCCCACUUCCCUCUAGCCUGUCUCUCUGUCCAAACCUUCGAGUGCUUGACCUUCGGAACAAUUCUCUUACUGGCCAAAUUGAUCUAAAUUUCACCAGGUUGUCCCGUCUCUGUACAGUUGAGCUAGCCUCCAAUCAUUUCUCUGGCCCUCUUCCAGAUUCCUUGUCCAGUUGCCGUGAGCUGAAAAUUUUAAGCCUUGCCAAGAAUAGUUUCAGUGCAGACAUCCCUGUAAGUUACGGGAAGCUCACAUCGCUCUUGUUCCUCUCAUUGUCAAACAACAGUCUCGUUAACUUAUCCGGUGCUUUGUCCGUGCUUCAGCAGUGCAAAAAUCUGAGCACUCUUAUCCUCACAAAGAACUUCCAUGGGGAGGAAAUUCCUGGAAAUGUGACUGGUUUCGAUAGUCUGAUGGUUUUAGCUCUUGGAAAUUGUGCUCUCAGAGGUCAAGUCCCUGUGUGGCUAUUGAGUUGCCCAAAGUUACAAGUUCUUGAUUUGUCGUGGAAUUAUUUUGAUGGAAGCGUCCCUUUUUGGAUGGGGAAGAUGGAGAACUUGUUUUAUUUGGAUCUCUCGAACAACUCUCUCUCUGGGGAGAUCCCCAAGAGUUUAACGCAGUUAAAGUGCCUUGUUUCUUCGAACCUUGUCUCGCCAAAUGUCACUGCUUCUGCCGGAAUCCCUCUAUAUGUCAAGAGAAACCAGAGUGCAAAUGGCUUGCAAUACAACCAGGUCUCGAACUUUCCUCCCUCGAUAUAUCUGAGCAAUAACAGACUGAAUGGGACUAUAUGGCCUGAAAUUGGUCAGUUGAAGCAGCUUCAUGUCUUGGAUUUGAGCAGGAAUAACAUAACCGGAACGAUUCCUUCUUCCAUCUCAGGUAUGGAGAAUUUAGAAGUACUGGACUUAUCUGAUAACAAUCUCUAUGGAUCUAUCCCGGAUUCACUUGAGAAGCUCAGCUUCCUCUCGAAGUUUAGUGUGGCCAAUAAUCACUUAACGGGUCCCGUUCCUACCGGGGGACAAUUUGGGAGCUUUCCAAGCUCUAGUUUUGAAGGGAACCCUGGGCUUUGCGAUGAAAUAGAUUCUACAUGUGGUGGAGCUGAUAAUACGGGGAUGAGGCCUAAUAUUACAGCCGGGCCCCAGAACAAAUUCAGCCGUAGAAGCGGCAUUCUUGUCAUAACAAUCAGUGUCGGGAUAGGGGUUUCACUACUGCUGGUUGCCAUUUUGCUAAAGAUCUUGAGGAGGGACAUUAGCGAUCACAUAGAUGACUUACAUGGGGAACUAGGCAGGCCUCAUAGGUUAUCUGAAGCUCUUGAAUCUUCCAAAUUGGUGCUUUUUCCAAAUUCAGACUGCAAAGAUCUUACAGUUGCGGACUUAUUAAAGUCAACAAGCAAUUUUAGCCAAGCGAACAUUAUUGGUUGUGGUGGAUUCGGUUUAGUUUACAAAGCGAACCUCCCAAAUGGCACAAAAGCUGCAAUCAAGAGGCUUUCUGGGGAUUGUGGUCAGGUCGAACGCGAAUUUCAGGCCGAAGUGGAGGCUCUGUCAAGAGCUCAGCACAAGAAUCUUGUUUCUCUCCAAGGUUAUUGUCGCCAUGGUAACGAUAGGUUGCUGAUCUAUUCGUACAUGGAGAAUGGAAGUCUAGAUUACUGGCUGCAUGAGUGUAAUGAUGGAGGCUCUGUUCUUGCAUGGGAUAUCAGGCUCAAGAUAGCUCAAGGAGCUGCGCGGGGAUUGGCGUACCUGCACAAGGUUUGCGAACCAAAUAUUGUCCAUCGAGAUGUGAAAUCCAGCAACAUACUAUUGGAUGAGAAGUUCGAGGCUCAUUUAGCUGAUUUUGGCCUCUCGAGGCUGCUUCGUCCCUAUGAUACUCAUGUGACUACGGAUUUGGUCGGAACUCUAGGGUAUAUUCCUCCAGAAUAUAGCCAGAUGUUGACAGCCACCUUCAGAGGCGAUGUUUAUAGCUUUGGCGUCGUUCUUCUCGAGCUUCUCACCAGUAGAAGGCCUGUGGAAGUUAUCAAAGGCAAGAAUUGUAGGGAUCUGGUUUCUUGGGUGUUUCAGAUGAAGUCCGAGAAGAGGGAGGAAGAGAUCAUCGACCCGUCGAUCUGGAUCAAGGAUCACGAGAAGCAGGUACUGGAAGUGCUCAGUGUGGCGUGUAAUUGCACUGACAGGGAUCCCAGGAGGAGACCCUCGAUUGAGCAGGUCUUGUCGUGGCUUGACAGGGUUGGUUUGCAGGGCUCUCCAGGAUCUUGACUCAAUCACCUCUCUUUGCAAACUGAAGGGGUUGAUCCAUGGAGAUUGUACAUGUAAAGCUACAAAAGUGUUCCUAGUUCCUGCAACGCUGGUAUAGUGUCGACAGACCAUGUCAUCACAGCAGUUAUAGGAAAACAUCUUUGGCUAUGCAUACUGAAAGAUAAAAUCUUUUGGAUCUUUAGGCUGUUUCGCCGUUUAUAUUGUAUAAAUAAGAAGUUUCUCCCAAUAUUCUUUUGCAUCA
Molecule: messenger RNA, 4210 nt
Organism: Rhodamnia argentea
Lineage: Eukaryota; Viridiplantae; Streptophyta; Magnoliopsida; Myrtales; Myrtaceae
Product: phytosulfokine receptor 2
Exons: 3
Coding region: 808-3969 (1053 amino acids)
Biological process (GO): protein phosphorylation; hormone-mediated signaling pathway
Cellular component (GO): plasma membrane
Molecular function (GO): ATP binding; protein binding; protein kinase activity
Source: RefSeq, a predicted model, not a curated record